CCUGUUGUGAUCUUCAAAAAAAAAAAAAAAACUAUCAGAACAAGUCUCCUCUUGUCUCACCAGCAAUUAAUCACUACAUUACACCCAAAUUAUCUUCCUUUUUCGAUUUUUUUCAUAACAAGACGGCGUCUCUUAAAAUCCCUUUUUAUCCAAAGCAGCUUGGUCAUCAAAAACCCAGUUUCUAGAUCCUCUAAACCGAGCAUAAAAGUCCAAAAAGUAGGUUUCUUUCUUGCCUUGAGGCUAAAGCUUGAAGCUUUUGAUACACAUAAGAAAGAUGAGUGAUACAGAGGAGGCGAGGAAUGAUCUGCGACGACCUUUCAUACACACGGGAAGCUGGUACCGGAUGGGCUCAAGACAAUCGAGCAUGAUGGGUUCGUCUCAAGUCAUCAGAGACAGCUCAAUCUCUGUUCUUGCUUGUGUCCUGAUCGUUGCUCUUGGCCCUAUUCAAUUCGGUUUCACUUGUGGUUAUUCUUCUCCGACACAAGCUGCAAUCACUAAAGAUCUCGGUUUAACUGUAUCUGAGUACUCUGUGUUUGGUUCUCUAUCCAAUGUGGGAGCUAUGGUUGGUGCAAUUGCCAGUGGUCAGAUUGCAGAAUACAUUGGAAGAAAAGGGUCUCUGAUGAUUGCUGCAAUUCCCAAUAUCAUUGGCUGGCUUUGCAUAUCAUUUGCUAAAGAUACUUCUUUUCUUUACAUGGGAAGGCUUUUAGAAGGCUUUGGUGUUGGGAUCAUCUCUUACACGGUGCCUGUGUAUAUCGCUGAGAUAGCUCCACAGAAUAUGAGGGGAGGACUAGGUUCAGUGAACCAGCUUUCUGUGACAAUUGGAAUAAUGCUGGCUUAUUUACUUGGCCUCUUUGUGCCAUGGAGGAUUCUUGCGGUUUUGGGGACAUUGCCAUGCAUAGUAUUGAUACCGGGACUCUUCUUCAUUCCUGAAUCCCCUCGCUGGCUUGCGAAAAUGGGUAUGACUGAUGAUUUUGAAACUUCAUUACAAGUUCUCAGAGGGUUUGAGACUGAUAUCACCGUUGAGGUUAAUGAGAUCAAGAGAUCAGUGGCGUCAUCUACAAAGAGAUCAUCUACAGUUCGGUUUGUUGAUCUCAAGCGGAGGAGAUACUAUUUCCCACUUAUGGUUGGUAUAGGGUUGCUUGUACUUCAACAACUCGGUGGGAUCAAUGGCGUUUUAUUCUAUUCCAGUACAAUCUUUGAAUCUGCAGGAGUUACAUCAAGUAAUGCAGCAACAUUUGGGGUCGGUGCUAUUCAAGUAGUGGCGACUGCAAUAUCAACAUGGUUGGUGGACAAAGCAGGUCGUCGGCUUCUGCUUACCAUCUCGUCGGUUGGGAUGACGAUCAGUUUAGUAAUCGUUGCAGCUGCUUUCUACCUUAAGGGAUUUGUGUCUCAUGAUUCAGACAUGUACAGUAUGCUGAGCAUCUUGUCAGUAGUUGGAGUAGUGGCAAUGGUUGUUUCUUUCUCGUUAGGAAUGGGACCAAUUCCAUGGCUCAUUAUGUCUGAGAUCCUUCCUGUGAACAUAAAGGGUUUAGCUGGAAGUAUAGCCACUUUAGCAAAUUGGUUCUUCUCUUGGUUGAUCACCAUGACUGCAAACUUGCUCUUAGCCUGGAGCAGUGGAGGAACUUUCACUCUAUACGCUGUGGUUUGUGCAUUCACAGUGGUGUUUGUAACUCUAUGGGUUCCUGAGACCAAAGGGAAAACGCUUGAAGAACUUCAAGCCUUGUUCAGAUGAUAAGAACUCAAAGUAAUAUCAUUCUAUGUCUCCCUGUCUCACCACAUCUCUGUUUUGGCCAAGAAACAAAGAAAUGUUAAAGAGAUUUUCCAGCUGUUGUUUAAUUAGGCUGAGAAGUUACGAAGGAAGAUUUGUUUGUUUGUUGUGUCAAUAACCUUCUGUUAUGUGUAAAUGAACACACCUUUUCAAGUUUUUUUUUGUAAUUUGAUCA
This is a messenger RNA of Brassica oleracea var. oleracea, 1943 nucleotides long. RefSeq names its product sugar transporter ERD6-like 6. Gene Ontology annotation, molecular function: sugar transmembrane transporter activity. Gene Ontology annotation, biological process: transmembrane transport; carbohydrate transport. The transcript is spliced from 17 exons. NCBI's taxonomy places the organism in Eukaryota, Viridiplantae, Streptophyta, Magnoliopsida, Brassicales, Brassicaceae. Gene Ontology annotation, cellular component: membrane. The coding region runs from base 275 to 1732 and encodes 485 amino acids. The record is from RefSeq and is a predicted model, not a curated record.